Messenger RNA from Naumovozyma castellii, 4665 nucleotides. RefSeq names its product aminophospholipid-translocating P4-type ATPase DNF2 (gene DNF2). Bases 1 to 4665 code for a protein of 1554 amino acids. Lineage: Eukaryota; Fungi; Ascomycota; Saccharomycetes; Saccharomycetales; Saccharomycetaceae. The transcript has a single exon. The record is from RefSeq and is a predicted model, not a curated record.
AUGUCUAGAUCGCCAUUCCAGGAUCGGGGACAUGAUCGUGAAAAUCCACUUUCACCAUUUGAUGAUAGCUUUCAGUUUGAAGAUAAGGAUAAGACUAAUUCUUUCUUGAAGGGAGACGCUGUAACUGUGGAAGAUGUAGAAGAAACCAAAUACGAUGAUUCAAGCUCCAUUCUACCGACUCCUGUAGUUGGGGGAACUGCCCAGUUCGAAGAUAUUGAGUUGAACUCUGAGCUCCCAAACAGUUCUGAAACAGAGAUGAAAAGGUUACGACUUGGUACGAAAAGAGUUAAGAGAGAAACAAAUUUUGAUCGAAAUAAGACUAAAACGAUAAAAUGGGCCCAGAAAAAUGUUCACAUACCAUUCAAAAAACAUGAUGAAGAUGCAGAUGUUGAUGAUAACGAAACAGGACUACUAAAUAGAUCUGACGAAUUUAGAACAAUUUAUCAUAACAUGCCUUUGCCAGAUGAGAUGCUAUAUGAAGACGGGCUACCUAUCAUGGAAUACCCACGUAAUAAGAUUAGAACUACCAAAUACACUCCAUUAACUUUUUUCCCCAAGAAUGUAAUGCUCCAAUUUAAUAAUUUUGCCAAUAUCUAUUUCUUGAUUAUGAUUAUUUUGGGGGCUUUCCAAAUCUUUGGGGUGACAAAUCCGGGGUUAGCUGCUGUCCCAUUAAUCGUUAUCAUCAUCCUUACGGCUAUUAAGGAUGCCAUCGAAGAUUCAAGAAGAACGUUGUUAGAUAUGGAGGUUAACAAUACACGUACGCACAUCUUACAAGGACCAGAGAACCCAAAUGUUCCAAUAGAUAACGUCUCUUCCUGGAGAAAGUUUAAAAAGGCAAAUACCAAACUAAUGCUAAAAUUCUUCCAAUUUAUUAAUGAAAGGUUUACGGCUACGGGGAAGGAGGCAAGAAAGCAACGCCAAAUGAAAAGAAGGAGAGCCAAGAAACUAGGAAAGACGGAACUGCCUCGAACAUCACUCGAUUCGUAUCAAAGUACAAGAAUGUCUGCCGAUUAUUAUCGUCCUUCUUUAGAACAAUCUAAUAUUGACUCUACUUUUGAAAACGGUGAGAUCAGUGUAUUGGACCCAUCAUUACCUCCAAUGGCGAACUCAAAAUUUGCCAACGAUUUUUGGAAAAAUGUUAGAGUUGGUGACAUUGUCCGUAUCCAUAACAAUGACGAGAUUCCAGCUGAUGUCAUUCUUCUAUCGACGUCAGAUAUUGACGGUGGUUGUUACGUAGAAACUAAAAAUUUAGAUGGUGAAUCAAAUUUAAAAGUUCGCCAAUCCUUAAGAUGUACAAAUGCUAUUAGAAAUUCUCGUGAUAUUUGUCGAACUAAAUUCUGGGUAGAGAGUGAAGGACCUCAUGCAAAUCUAUAUGUCUACCAAGGUAAUUUGAAAUGGAUUGACUCAUUGGAUGGACAAACUCAUAAUGAACCAAUUACCAUUAAUAAUAUGCUUCUUCGUGGUUGCACCUUGAGAAAUACAAAAUGGGCAAUGGGUAUCGUUGUAUUUACUGGUGAUGAUACAAAGACCAUGAUUAACGCAGGUGUCACACCUACGAAAAAAUCUAGAAUUUCUAGAGAAUUGAAUUUUUCAGUGCUAAUAAAUUUUGUCUUUCUCUUCAUCUUAUGUCUUAUUGCUGGUGUAGCUAACGGUGCAUAUUAUAGAAAAAAACCGAGAUCAAGAGAUUUUUUUGAAUUUGGUACCAUAGCAGGUAAUCCAACAACUAAUGGGUUUGUUUCAUUCUGGGUUGCUGUUAUCCUUUAUCAAUCUCUUGUCCCAAUCUCACUAUAUAUUUCCGUGGAAAUUAUUAAGACAGCUCAAGCCAUAUUCAUAUAUUUGGAUGUUCUGUUAUACAAUGAGAGGUUAGAUUACCCAUGUACACCUAAAUCAUGGAGUAUCUCAGAUGAUCUUGGCCAAAUUGAAUACAUCUUUUCAGACAAAACAGGGACCUUAACUCAAAAUGUCAUGGAAUUCAAAAAAUGUACUAUAAAUGGUGUAUCUUAUGGUCGCGCCUAUACAGAAGCAUUAGCAGGACUAAGAAAAAGGCAAGGUAUUGAUACUGAAAAGGAAGGACGAAUUGAAAGAGAAGGAAUAGCGCAAGAUAGAGAAAUAAUGAUAGAUGAUCUUCGAAAAAUUUCUAACAAUUCGCAAUUCUACCCAGAAGAACUUACCUUUGUCUCUAAAGAAUUUAGUCAAGAUUUACUCGGGAAUAAUGGAGAAGUACAACAAAAGAGAUGUCAACAUUUCAUGUUGGCGUUAGCUCUGUGUCAUUCUGUAUUAGUCGAACCAGAUAAGAAUGAUCCUAAUAAAUUAGAAUUGACGGCACAGUCACCAGAUGAGACAGCUUUAGUUACAACUGCGAGAGAUAUGGGGUUCAGUUUUAUUGGGAAAACCAAGCAGGGCUUACUGGUAGAAGUGCAAGGUAUACAAAAAGAGUUUCAGAUCCUUAAUAUCUUAGAAUUUAACUCUUCCAGAAAAAGAAUGAGUUGUAUAGUCAAGUUGCCACCCGCUACCGAGAAAGAUGAACCUAGAGCAUUAUUGAUUUGUAAAGGUGCCGAUUCCGUCAUUUACUCCAGAUUGAGUCGUAAACCUGGUUAUAAUGAUGAAACCUUAUUAGAGAAGACUGCCCUACAUUUAGAACAAUACGCCACUGAAGGUUUGAGAACAUUAUGUGUUGGUCAAAGGGAAAUAUCUUGGUCUGAAUAUCAAGAGUGGAAUGAAAAAUACAAUAUUGCUGCCGCAUCCCUUGCAGGCAGAGAAGAAGAAUUGGAUCACGUUGCAGAUCUUAUUGAACGUGACCUAGUAUUAUUGGGUGGUACUGCUAUUGAAGAUAGAUUACAAGAUGGUGUUCCGGAUUCUAUCGCUUUGUUAGCCGAAGCCGGUAUUAAAUUAUGGGUUUUAACCGGUGACAAAGUGGAGACUGCGAUUAAUAUUGGGUUUUCUUGUAAUUUAUUGAAUACUGAUAUGGAAUUACUUGUUAUCAAGACAACUGGGGAGGAUGUUAAGGAAUUUGGUGAUGAUCCAACUGAAAUUGUUAAUGCUUUAGUAUCCAAAUACCUGAUGGAGAAAUUUAAUAUGACUGGUUCUGAAGAAGAGCUUGCUGCCGCAAAAAAGGAUCAUAGUCCCCCUCAAGGUGAAUUUGCCAUAAUCAUCGAUGGUGAAGCCUUAAAGAUCGCGCUAACUGGGGACACUAUGAAACGUAAAUUUUUACUUCUCUGUAAGAACUGUAAAGCUGUUUUAUGUUGCAGAGUUUCUCCAGCACAAAAGGCAGCUGUGGUCAAGCUUGUAAAAGAUACGCUUGACGUUAUGACUUUAGCCAUAGGUGAUGGGUCUAAUGAUGUCGCCAUGAUUCAAUCUGCGGAUGUCGGUGUUGGUAUUGCCGGUGAAGAAGGUCGACAAGCAGUUAUGUGCUCUGAUUAUGCUAUUGGACAGUUUCGGUAUGUGACCAGAUUAGUUUUGGUUCAUGGGAAAUGGUGUUAUAAAAGGCUGGCAGAAAUGAUUCCUCAAUUUUUCUAUAAGAAUGUUAUUUUCACUCUGGCAUUGUUUUGGUAUGGUGUUCAUAAUGACUUUGAUGGUUCAUAUCUAUUUGAAUACACUUAUUUGACGUUUUACAAUUUGGCAUUUACCUCAUUACCUGUUAUCUUCUUGGGGAUAUUAGAUCAGGAUGUCAGUGCUACUGUAUCUAUGAUUGUUCCGCAACUGUAUCGUUCAGGGAUCUUGAGACAAGAAUGGAAUCAGACCAAAUUUUUAUGGUAUAUGUUUGAUGGUAUAUAUCAGUCUGUCAUAUGUUACUUCUUCCCCUACCUAAUCUACAGAAAGACUAACAUUAUUACACAGAAUGGUCUUGGGUUAGAUCAUCGUUAUUAUGUCGGUAUCCCCGUGACUGGUAUUGCCGUGACGUCGUGUAAUUUCUAUGUGUUAAUGGAACAAUACAGAUGGGAUUGGUUUACAACAUUUUUUGCAUUUUUGUCCACCAUAGUCUACUUUGGUUGGACAGGUAUUUGGUCCAGUUCCAUUGCCAGUUAUGAGUUUUGGAAAGGUGCUUCACGUAUGUAUGGAACACCUUCAUUCUGGGCCGUUUAUUUCGUUGGAUUUUUAUUUUGCAUCUUACCAAGAUUUACAUACGAUGUCUUCAUGAAAUAUCUUUAUCCAUCUGAUGUGGAAAUUAUUAGAGAAAUGUGGCAACAUGGUGAUUUUGCCCGUUAUCCCGAUGAUUAUGAUCCAACUGACCCCAAUAAACCCAAAGUUGAGAAAGCCCACGAGUGGGGCCAAUAUAAGAUCGUGGACGAAUCCAUUGGAGAUGCUGUUGUCUGUGCAAGUGAUUCACAGGGAACUAUUGUUACUGAAGAAAUUCCAAUGAGUUUCUUAGAUGUUAAGAAGGAUUCCUCCAAUCAAGUUACGAGAGAGAAGCAAGUUAGUAGAGAUUCAUUAGACGAGGACGAUGCACGCAGAGACUCUAUGAACAAUGCUAGAAAUAGUAUGCAAUUCAGACCAUCGUCUAGUUCCAGGGUAAGAACAUCCUUGGACCGUACAAGGGACGAAAUGCUCGCAUCAAAUCAAUUAGACACGCGGUACUCAGUGGACCGGGCCAGAGUAUCAUUGGAUCUACCUGGGGUAACGCAUGCGGAGAUGCUGCUCAGGGGCAGUACUAGCAAGGACAAGUAG